This is a messenger RNA of Linum trigynum, 1482 nucleotides long. Lineage: Eukaryota; Viridiplantae; Streptophyta; Magnoliopsida; Malpighiales; Linaceae. The record is from the annotation of a GenBank genome assembly.
GUUCUCCGCGCAGAUGACUGGAAAUAGGGAAUGAAGUGGCUUGCGGAGAAGAAUCUCCAUAUAUGUAUUGUAGGAAGGAUAUAUAUAAAUAAAUCUAAAAAGAAAAACAUUUGCCACGACAAACCCACCGAACUUGCCGAACGAAUAGCGGGAAGAUAUACUUUCGCCAUCCGCCAUUGUCGCCGUUACCAAGCAAAUUGUGGUCUUCUCCUUCCCGCUCCGCCAGCGAACACUGCAAGCAAAAGACCCUCGAGCGAGGAAAUCGCACUCAGAAAAACAAGCAAACAUGGCAAAAAUAGAGAUCCUCCUAACGCAAAAGAAAAACUCCCUCUCUUCUGUCGCGGGUUUCCCUUUCCGUUUGUUCUUUCCCCCACAUUCUCUGUGCACCGGCGAGAGGUAACUUCGAGAUUUCGACACGCCAGCAGGGCUGGAGAUAAAAGAUGAGCGUGAUCGACAUUAUCUUCCGAGUCGAUGAGAUCUGCAAGAGGUAUGACAAGUACGACAUCGAGAAGCAGCGGGAGCUCAAUGCCUACGGCGACGAUGUCUUCGCCCGCCUCUACGCCACCGUCGAGGCUGAUAUCGACGCCGCAAUGGGCAAAGCGGACAGGGCAGCAAAGGAGAGCAAAAGGGCUGUUACAGCUGCUCUGAAUGCAGAGAAUCGCAAGACCAAGGCUCGGUUGAUGGAUGAAGUCACCAAGCUCCAGAAGUUGGCUCGCAAGAAGGUGAAAGGGCUGUCCAAGGAAGAGCAGGCGAUUCGUGCUGAUCUAGUUCUCGCGCUGCCGGAGAGGAUUCAGGCCAUACCAGAUGGAACCACGACGGGGGCAGACCAGGGUGGAGGAUGGGGUGGUUCUGCAUCUCAUAAGAACAUCACUUUCGAUACUUCAGAAGAAAAUCUCAAUGAUGACUUCUUCCAACAGUCUGAGGAAUCUAGUCAGUUCAGACAAGAGCAUGAAAGGCGAAAACUGAAACAGGAUGAAGGUCUUGAUGUUAUAUCGGAUGGACUGGACACGCUAAAAAAUCUUGCACAUGAUAUGGGCGAGGAAUUGGACAGACAAGUUCCCUUAAUGGACGAGAUUGACACAAAGGUAGACAGAGCAAAUUCUGAGCUGAGGAAUACGAAUGUGAGGCUGAAGCAAACUAUAACUUCGCUGAGAUCAAGUCGCAACUUCUGCAUCGAUAUUAUUCUGCUAUGCGUAAUCCUGGGGAUCGCUUCUUACAUAUACAAUAUAUUGCAGGGCUGAAUCGCUUCUGGAGACUCUUGUAACACGAGCAUCGGUUUGGAUUAUUUAAAUUAUAUAUAGUCUUGCAUUGAUUACAAGCUCUCGAUCAGGCAAACUCAAAUGGUUUCUAAAGUUCACUGGUACUGGUAAUAUAUUAUUGUACUGUUCCUUUGAUCCUUAUCUGUCCCAUCCCUUUUCAACGGAGUCUCUUCUUCAUCAGUUCGCGUCAAAUGGACGAUCGAAGCAAGCAAGAGUAUUGUAA